Messenger RNA from Misgurnus anguillicaudatus (oriental weatherfish), 887 nucleotides. The record is from RefSeq and is a predicted model, not a curated record. Lineage: Eukaryota; Metazoa; Chordata; Actinopteri; Cypriniformes; Cobitidae.
GCGCUGUACGUUUCCGUUAGCCGUGCUUGACAUUGUUUGUCAAGAUGGCUGCGGCCGUAACAUGCCGUCUGACUACUGCCCUCUGCAAACAGUUUCAACGCGUAGUUACGGUGUCUUCUUCACUUACACAGCCUCAAUAUGCAACUCAAACGCUUUCCAAAUUUCAGUCGUGCUGGCAAAGCACUCCCGUGUAUAGUCGAGCUCUCCACACAUCCUGUGUCAGAAAAGGUCUGGAGGAAUUUUUUGACCUCCCAGAGAACUGGGGUGAAUCAACAGUGAAAUCAGGUGCUCCAUGGACCGCCAAACAGCUUAGGACGAAAAGUAAUGAAGACUUACACAAACUAUGGUAUGUUCUCUUAAAAGAAAAGAACAUGUUACUCACUAUAGAACAGGAAGCGAAACGACAGCGUGUACAGAUGCCCAGUCCAGAGCGUAUCAAAAAGAUUGAAAGGUCAAUGAAACGUCUUGACACCAUUGUAAACGAACGAGAAGAUUCUCUCCGUUUACUGCAGACAGGACAAGAAAAAUCCAGACCGGGCUCAUGGCGAAAGAAUGUCUUUGGCAAAACAAUCUGGCACAAGUUUAGGGAAUACCCCAUCCCCUGGCACCUGAAUACAAGAUACAAAAGGAAGCGUUUUUAUGAACCAUUACAUGUUGCCCCAUACACAAGAUUGAGCCUUGAAAACUACCUGAAAAAUAAACUGUGCAAAGCAAGAAGGGAACGGGGAAACCAGAAAAAGCUUGCAGAAAUGUUCCCAAAGAAGACAGCACAUGCAUGAGACCACUAGAAAAAGCAAGGAUGCUUUGCAUUUAAUGUUGUCUUUUCAAUACAAUACUGAUUUAAACUUGUACAGUCAAAUAAUAAAUUCACACUUGUUCGUAAUCAA